Molecule: messenger RNA, 3582 nt
Organism: Plasmodium gallinaceum
Lineage: Eukaryota; Apicomplexa; Aconoidasida; Haemosporida; Plasmodiidae
Product: chromosome associated protein, putative
Exons: 21
Coding region: 1-3582 (1193 amino acids)
Biological process (GO): mitotic sister chromatid cohesion
Cellular component (GO): chromosome
Molecular function (GO): protein binding; ATP hydrolysis activity; cohesin loader activity
Source: RefSeq, a predicted model, not a curated record
AUGUACAUAAAGCAAAUAAGAUUAAAAGGUUUUCGAACUUAUAAAAAUGAAACAGUAAUUGAUUUUACAAAAGGAAUUAACUGUAUAGUUGGGUUUAAUGGAUCUGGUAAAAGCAACAUUUUAUUGGCAAUUGAAUUUAUAUUAAGUGAUAUGUGCGAAUAUAAAAAUGUUUUUUUGCAUGAAGGAAUAGGAAACGCUGUUAGAAGUUGUUUUGUUGAGAUAAUUUUUGAUAAUUCAGAAAAAUACUUUAGUAUGUUUAAAGAAAAUGAAAUUAAAAUAAAAAAAGUUUUAGAAAAUAUGAAGUGUGAAAUAUUUUUUAAUGAAAAAAAUAUUAGUAAAAAUCAAUAUGUUGAAUUAUUGGAAAGUUGUGGUUUAUGUAUUAAUAACUUAUAUAAUAUUAUUAAACAAGGACAAAUAAUCAAGUUAAGUAAUAUGAAAGAUGAGGAAAUUUUAAAUUAUUUAAAAAGUAUAUUGGGUGCAAAAAUAUUUGAAGAAAAAAAAAGAGAUGCGUUAUCAAUGUUAAAAGAAUGUGAUUCUAAAAAAGAAACAAUUGAAAAAGAGUUUAAUGAUAUGAACACUAAAUUAGAAAGUUUACAAGAAGAAUUUGAGAAAUUUUUAAUAUAUAAAAAGUUGGAAAAAGAAAAAGUUCAUCUGGAAUAUUUUCUAAAUGAAAUUAAUUACAAAAAUAUCUAUGAAGAAACACAAAUUCUAAAAUCAAAAUUGCAAGAAUUGAAAAAUAAAAUUCAAGAUGAAGAUAAUAUUUUAAAUAUGAGCAAUAAUUCUAAAUCAGAAUAUACAGAAAAAUUAAAUAAAAUGAAAUUGGAAAUAGUUUCAUAUCAAAAUGAGUUAGAUAAAACUGUUUCAGAAGAAAUACAAAAUAAAAGAUACAUUACACAUUUGGAAAUUUUAAUUAAUGAAAAAAAGAAAGAAAAAAGUUUAAAAGAAUCUAAAAAUAAAAGUAAAAUUGAAAAUAUGAAUCAAAUUAAUGAAUUCAUUUCAAGAGUUAAUGGAAAAUUACAAAAUCUUAAAUCUGUUAUCAAUAUAAAGGAAAAGGAAAUAGAGAAUAAGAAUAAUGAAAUAAAUAUGUUAUUAUCAAAAAAUAAGAUAGAAAAUACAAAGGAGGGUAAUUAUUCUCAUAAUGUGAAAAAAAUUGAAAAAAUGAUAAGUGAUCUUAAUAAAGAAAUAUCAUUUUUAGAAAAAGAGGUAAUAAAAAAUGAAAAAUAUUUAGGAGAGUUAGAAGAGGAAUCUAAACUUUUAAAUACAAAUAUUAAAGAAAAUGAAGCUUUAUCUAAAAAAUAUAUCGAUGAAAUAAAUGAAUUAAAUAAUAAAUCUGAAUCUUACGUUGAACAAAAAAGACAAUGUCAACAAAAAAUAUCAGAAGGAACAACAAAUUUGAAUAACAUCAAAAGUCAAAUAAUUGAAGUUAAUGAUAAAUAUGAUGAAAUAAUAAAAAGUUCAAAUAAAGAAAUUGUUAAAAUUGUAGAACUUAUUUUAGAAGACACAAGCAUAAAUAAUGACAAUAUUAUAGGAUUUUUAAUUGAUAAUAUAAAUGUAGAUAAAACAUAUAUUAAAGCUGUUGAUACAAUUUUGGAAAAUCAUUAUUUUACUUUAAUUGUUAAGGAUAUGAAAACAGCGAAAAAAAUAAUUGAAUUUAUAGAAAAAAUAAAGGAAGAAAAAAAAACUAAGGAAUUUGAUUUUAAAGAUUUUUUCUUUGGAAAAUUAACUAUAGUGCCUUUAUUAAAUAUAAAAAAAUUUAAUGAAUUCAUUUAUCCUAAUGAUAAAAACAUUAUUCCUUUAAUAAAUUGUAUAAAUUACGAUAGUAAAAUAUAUGAAUUUUUAAAAAAUAUUUUAUUUAAAACUGUCAUUGUGAAAUCAUUAGAGUCUUGCCAGAAUUAUUUAGAAGAUAAUUAUAAUUGUGUAAAUAUUGAUGGAGAUUAUUUAAGCAAGCAUGGUUUUAUGUAUGGUGGAUAUAAUAAAAAAAAAUAUGGCAUUUACACAAUUUACAAUAAGUUAAAAGAAUUAAAAAAAGAAGAAAAAAAUGAGAAAAUUAAUAUUGAAGAAUUAUAUAGUAGUAUUGAAAAAAUAGAUGAUGAAUUAAGAGUUCUUUAUGAUAAGAAAUCAGUUUCGUUAGCUCAAAAAAAUGGGUGUGUAGCAACUCUUAAUUCAAUUACUAACAAUGUUCAUAUAAAUGAAGAAAACAUUAGAACUACAAAUGAAAAAAUAAAGUCACUGAAGGAAAAAAAAGAAAGUCUUGAAGAAUACAAAGAUAAAUUAAAAGUACAAAUAUUGCAUUUACGAAAUAAUAAUGUAAAUCCAGAUGAAUCAGAAAAAGAGUCUCUUGAUAUAAAUUCAUUAAAUGAUGAAGUAAAAAAAUUAAAAGAAGAACUUAAUAAAAUUAGAAAUGAAUAUGACGAUUUUAAAAAUAAGUUGGAAUUGCUGUAUCAGAAAAGAAAUGAGAAUGAUUCUAAAAUAUUUAUGGAAGAAUAUGAAGAUUUAGAUAUCGAUGAACACAAUAAAGAAUUAAAUGAUAAAAAAAACUUAAUUGAGAAGAUUGAAAAAGAUAAGAUACAUUGUGAACAAAAAAUAAAACAACUUAAUAAAGAAAUAGAAAACAUAAAAUCAAGCUUAGAUAAAAUUUUAAUAAAUGAGAAGAAGCAUAAAAAAAAAAUAUUAGACUUAUGUCAUCAGAUGAAUCAAAUAAAUGAAGAGCUUAGAAUUUUAGAAGGAAAGGAAGAAAAUAUAAGAAAGAAAAAAAUUCUGUUACCUCAAGAGUCAAAAGAAUUAGAAGAAUAUAAAAAUUAUAAUAAGGCACAAUUAUCUGCAAAACUCAAAUCAGUAACACUUGAGAUAAAAAAAUAUUCAAAUGUGAAUGAAAAAGCAGGAGAUAGAUUAAAUAUUCUCAUGGCUGAUUUUAAUGAACUGAAGAAAAGGAAUGAAGAAAUAACUGCAUCUUAUAGAAAUAUUAAAGAUAUGAUACAACAAAUAGGAAAAAAAAAGGAUGAAGCUCUAGAGGCAACCUAUAUUAAAAUAAAUAAAUAUUUUUCUGAAUACUUUUCUUUACUUUUUAAAAAUAGAAAAGCAAAUUUGGUUCUAAAAAAAAUGAGCGAAAAGGAAUAUAAAGAUAAGUUAAAGGAAAUGAAUGAAAGAAAGAUAAAAAAAAAAAUAAUUGAUGAAGAAGCAUAUGUUGAUAAAAUCACAGGAAUAUCAAUAAACAUUACUUCAAAUGAUGAUGAUAAAAUGACUUAUACAAUUCAAGAAUUGUCUGGAGGAGAAAGGAGCAUUGUUGCUAUUUGCUUAUUUUUAUGCUUAAAUAAAAUUGAUAAUUUUUCCUUUUUCUUUUUUGAUGAAAUAGAUGCAGCUUUAGAUACAAUUCAUAGAGAUAAUCUUUCAUUAUUAUUAAAAGAACUAGCUAAUAGAGGAACGCAAUUCAUAAUUACAACUUUUAGAAAAGAGCUACUAGAAUAUUGUGAAAAUCUUUAUAUAGUAAAAAUAAUAGAUCGAGAAAGUUAUAUAUCUAAAGGAACAAAAAAGGAUGCAUACGAUAUAAUCAGCAUUGAAGAAAAAAAUGCUUUAGAAAAUUAG